GAUUCUUUCCUUCCUUCGUUUCUGUGCGCCGGCCGGCUACCAUAUCGCCACGUACACAUCACAUAUUGUGUUUCCACCGGUACCGUCUGAGGGGGAAGGGAUAGAGAUGGAAGCCGACGAAAACGUCCAUAAACCCUCGGUGGAGAAGCACGACAAUGGCGCUCACGUUAUCAAGCGGACUAGGGCGGAACUCGUCCCGAAACACGAGCGCGAAAGGCAACGGCUGAUGAAGGAGGCCCAGAGAGACUACGGCCGAGGACGCAAGGUCAAUGUUAAGAGCGUCAAGGACAAGAAAUUGCGAAGUAAUAUGAAGGCUCUAGAAAAUAAAUACAAGGAGGCUACGGUGAAGGCGAAAGAUGCCGAGAUUCUACUUGAGAACACCAGCGGUUUCUUAGAGCCCGAAAAUGAGAUGGAAAGGACUUAUAAAGUUACCCAGGAGCAAAUACAGGCGCAGGUAUCCAUCGAAACAGCGAAGAAGAGAUUCGACCUGAAGCUUGAUCAGCUCGGCCCGUACAUCUUCGAGUAUUCCCGGACUGGUCGAGAAUUGCUCCUGGCGGGGCGGAGAGGCCAUGUCGCCACUAUGGAUUGGCGUCAGGGCAAAUUGGGAUGCGAAUUACAGCUGGGCGAAACCGUGCGAGACGUGCGAUGGUUGCACAACAACCAGUAUUUCGCCGUGGCACAGAAGAGGCACGUCUACAUAUAUGACCACAAUGGCGUCGAACUGCAUUGCUUGAGGAAGCAUCAAGAGGUUACACAUAUGGAAUACCUGCCGUAUCACUUUCUAUUGGCGACCUUGAGUAUGAACGGUUUCCUCAAGUAUCAGGAUACCUCGACUGGGCAGCUCGUCGCGGAAAUGCCGACGAGACUUGGAGCCCCAGUUUCUCUCACACAAAAUCCUCAUAACGCCGUCUUGCACGUGGGACACCAUAACGGAACCGUUACAUUGUGGUCUCCUAACUCCGCAGAGCCGCUGGUGAAGCUCCUUGCGCACAGAGGGCCCGUCCGAUCCCUAGCGGUCGAUAGGGAAGGCAGGUAUAUGGUGUCGGCAGGACAAGAUUGUAGGAUGGCUGUGUGGGAUAUUAGAAUGUUCAAAGAAGUCAACAACUACUUUACGCGACAGCCAGCCUCAUCCAUCGCAAUAUCAGAUCGAGGCCUGACUGCCGUUGGAUGGGGGACGAAGACGCAGAUUUGGAAAGGUCUCUACUCUAAGCACAGCGUCGAGCAGGAGAAGGUCCAAAGCCCGUACAUGCAAUGGGGCAACCAAGAAAAGCGCAUUGAACGUGUUCGCUGGUGCCCGUUUGAGGACACGCUAGGUAUCGGCCACGACAAAGGGUUCUCGUCGAUCAUCGUCCCUGGCGCUGGAGAGCCUAACUUUGAUGCUCUCGAAGUCAAUCCGUUUGAGACCCCUAAACAGCGGCGAGAGACCGAAGUCAAGUCGCUGUUAACCAAGCUCCAGCCCGAGAUGAUUGCUCUGGACCCUAACUUUAUCGGGAAUCUCGAUCUCCGUUCCGAGAAGCAGCGCCAAGCCGAGAAAGACCUUGAUGCUAAACCUGUCGACAUCGGGGCAGAAAUCAGGAAGAAGGCUCGCGGAAAGAAUGGCGCUCUCCAGAGAUACUUGAGAAAACAGAAGGCUAGGAAUAUCAUUGACGAGAAGCGACUCAGGGUUGAAGAGGUGUGGAAGGAGCAGCUGCAAGAACGGCGGCAGAAACAUAAGGAGGAGGAGGAGGAGCUUGGACCGGCUCUGGCUAGAUUUGCGAAGAAGGAAUAACCUGACCCUGGCGUCUCGAUGGCUCUGGUGGGACGUGUCCAUUCCGAGACAUGGAAAUGAUAUCCACAUAGGUAUAGGUGUGUAUCCGUAGACGGAGGGACAGAGGGAGGGAGGGGAGUAGAGGUAAUUACUUUGGCUUAUACCCAUGGAUAUGCUGUCGGACUUGGUAAAUGC
Messenger RNA from Durotheca rogersii, 1942 nucleotides. RefSeq names its product BING4CT-domain-containing protein. Gene Ontology annotation, molecular function: protein binding. NCBI's taxonomy places the organism in Eukaryota, Fungi, Ascomycota, Sordariomycetes, Xylariales, Xylariaceae. The record is from RefSeq and is a predicted model, not a curated record. Gene Ontology annotation, biological process: maturation of SSU-rRNA from tricistronic rRNA transcript (SSU-rRNA, 5.8S rRNA, LSU-rRNA). Gene Ontology annotation, cellular component: nucleolus; small-subunit processome; 90S preribosome. The transcript is spliced from 2 exons. The coding region runs from base 107 to 1768 and encodes 553 amino acids.